AAAACUAUCAAUUUCCUCAAUAAAAUCUUAAUUCCAAAUACACAAAAAGUUGAUGAAUCUUACUUGAUUCCAAUAACACAAACCAAAUUAUAUAAUAGUACUAAUAAAUAAAUAUGACCAAAACAGCAUGGUCAUUUUAUAGUGUUGAUUCUAUAUUAAUUAUUUAGUCUGUUAAAACAUUGGAGAAAACUAUAAUUAAUUUAAGUUUUUUUAUUGGGAAAUAUGGUAAAUUUGUUCAAUGUUGAAGCCAUAGAGAGUGCAAAGCCUAUUGUGUUGAUGAUAGUGGUUCAAUCAAUAUAUGCAGUUGUUAAUAUAAUGUUAAAAAUGGUAGCAAAUGAUGGAUCAAGCUUAAGUGUUCUCAUUGUUUAUAGAUUUGUAUUUUCUACUGCUUUCACUGUGCCAUUUGUUUUCUUCUUUGAAAGGAAAAGUGUGCAAAAUUUGACUGGAAAGGUGCUAUUCCAAGCUUUUCUUUGUGGAUUAUUUGGGGGAUCAUUACAACAAAACUUGUAUAUUAAAUCUUUGGCUUUGGUUUCUGCAACAUAUACCAUAACCAUGUUAAACCUCAUUCCUGCCAUUACCUAUGUCCUGGCUGUUUCUCUAAGAAUGGAGAAGCCAAAUCUUGGAACACCGGCUGGGAAAGCGAAGUUGAUGGGAACAUUAAGUGGAAUUGGUGGUGCAAUGAUCCUAACUUUAUAUGAAGGCAAAAGAUUAUUUAACUUAUCAUUGCACAUUGACUUGCUGCAAAAUGUUACAUCAACAACACAUCAUUCCCCUGCUGGUUCUCAUGUUUGGGGACUCAUGCUAGCUUUAGGCACUGCUCUCAGUUUCUCAUUAUGGUUUAUAACACAGUCGAAGAUGAGUCAGAAUUUUCCGUGGCAUUAUUCAAUUGCGGCGUUAACCUCUAUAAUGGGUGCAAUUCAAUCUUUUAUAUAUGCUAUUUGUACUGAGAGAGAUUGGAGCCAGUGGAAGCUGGAUUGGAAUUUGAGACUUUUGACAGCAGCUUCCGCGGGUAUAUUGGCCUCUGGAGUGUGUUUUGUUCUGUUGGCUUGGUGUGUGGGCAUGAAAGGACCCUUGUAUGUGUCUGCUUUUAACCCUCUAAUGCUUGUUCUUGUGGCCUUCAUUUCUUCGUUCGUAUUGAACGAGUACAUUACGGUCGGAAGUCUAACAGGAGCCGCGUUGAUUGUUUGCGGAUUGUACAUGUUAUUAUGGGGUAAAAGCAAAGAAGCAAGAAAAAUGGAUAAUAUGAACGAAAUAGCUUCUGCAAUAGACACUGUAAAAUGUGAUUCAUUUCACAUUGUCAACAACUCGGCUUUAUCUUGCAUACAGAAGGAGCAUGACAAGAAGAUCGCAAAUAUUGCUCCUGAUGUAUCAGCAAAUGUCAAUAACAAUUCUUUAGGCGAAAUCCAAAAAUCGAACAUUUGAAAAUAACUAUGUAUAUGAUCAUGAUCACAUAGUUUUAAUAAGAUACAUCUUUCGCGAAUCAUCAACAUCGCUGCUUUUAUUUCUUUCUUCCUUCGAUGGAUAUUACAGAACUCGGCAGAGAGUUACACCGUCCCCGAUAGAAAGAAUCGUUGACUCAACGCGAGUAUCAUUUGCAAUAUAGUUGUUGAAUUCAAUUGCAAUUUUUCUUUUUCGCUUUGUGAUAUCUUCCAUUUCAUCAUCCUCAGACAUCGCCACGGAACCGGACCAUAAU
Molecule: messenger RNA, 1693 nt
Organism: Lathyrus oleraceus (garden pea)
Lineage: Eukaryota; Viridiplantae; Streptophyta; Magnoliopsida; Fabales; Fabaceae
Product: WAT1-related protein At1g68170
Exons: 7
Coding region: 223-1422 (399 amino acids)
Cellular component (GO): membrane
Molecular function (GO): transmembrane transporter activity
Source: RefSeq, a predicted model, not a curated record